GGAGAAUCCGAGGUGGUGGUGCACCCGACCCGAGUCGCGAGCGGGACGCAGCAGGCAGCAGCACUAGAGCAAUGCUGGUUCUAGCUAGCGCGUCAACGUCAGAGCCGCAUCGCCUUUUUAAUUUGCUGCUCCACUCCACCCCCACCACCUCGCUAAGCAAACCACGCCGCUGCUUUCCAAUUUCUACGCCCAUCGCCCGUGGUUCGGCCUAAUCCUCCUCUCUUUACUUUGUUCGUGAGUGCCGCCGACGACGACGGAGGAAAAGCUAGGGGAGCUAGCGAGUGAGCCCAGACAUCCUCCUCUAAGAUUAGCUUUUAGCUAGCACUAGCUAGCUAGCUCGAUCAUCUGUCGGUCGGUCCGGCGCGCGCGAGACCAUGGCGUCCAUCAUCGUCAUCGCCGUCGUGCUCGUCCUGGACGUCCUCGCCUUCGUGCUCGCCAUCGGCGCCGAGCGGCGCCGGAGCUACGUACGUGAGCAGCUCUGUUAAUCCGUUCGCUUGAUUGGCAACUUGUUGCGCGUACUCAGACCCUCUCUCUCUCUCUCUCUCUCUCUCUCUCUCUCUCUCUCUCUCUCUCUCUCUCUCUCUCUCUCUCUCUCUCUCUCGAUCGAUCCAUUCGAUUCCAUGUGUUGGCGACUCGAUCGUGUCGUGCGUGCUGCACGCGCAGGCCAACGUGACCGCCGCCGACUCGUCCGGGCGUGCCUACUGCGUGUACAGCUCCGACGCGUCCACGGCGUACGGCGUGAGCGCGCUGCUGCUGCUGCUGGCCGCGCAGGCCGUGGCCAUGGCCGCCACCCGCUGCUUCUGCUGCGGCCGCGGUCUCUCGCCGGGCCGCUGGCGGGCAUGGUCCGGCACCUGCUUCAUCAUCUGCUGCGCAGGGUGACGUUCGUGAUCGCGGAGCUGUGCCUGCUGGCGGGGUCGGUCCGGAACGCCUACCACACCAAGUACGUCUCGCUGUUCAGCAACGCCCCGCCCCGGUGCGCCGUGCUGCGGAGGGGAGUCUUCGCCGCCGGCGCCGCCUUCGCCUUCCUCACCGCGCUCCUGGCCGAGCUGCACUACCUCUUCUACGCCAGGGCGCGCGCCGCCGCCGCCGUGCCCCCGCCCAUCGUCGGCGGCAUCGGCAUGACCCGCAUGUGAUGUGACUCUGUAUUUUGUGGCAGCUGCCCCGCCGGCGCUUGGCUGCGUGCUUUGUACCGUGUGUUCAUGCCUUCCACGGGGCCUUUUUGGCGAACCUGCCGUGUGCUCUCUGUGCUUCUCCCA
Messenger RNA from Zea mays, 1256 nucleotides. Its product is annotated as fiber protein Fb34. Bases 621 to 1133 code for a protein of 170 amino acids. The record is from RefSeq and is a predicted model, not a curated record. NCBI's taxonomy places the organism in Eukaryota, Viridiplantae, Streptophyta, Magnoliopsida, Poales, Poaceae. The transcript is spliced from 2 exons.